AUGUCUUUCUGUAAAGAACGUCAAAAAAACUUACAUGUAUCUAAAGAAACUAUAGAACAGGGAGUUGAUACAAUGAUAAAUGAUUUUAUCAGUCACUUGGAAAGCCUAAGAGCUUCAUUUAAACAGAGACUUGAGAAAUAUGAACAAGAUGAGUCUAAAACUCUUGAGAACCAGAUUUCAAAUCUUUCCAAUCUCUUAUCAAGAGCAAAGUAUCAAAAACAAUUACUAACUGUGUCAGUAGAACAAGGGUCAAAUGAAGAAUGCUUAGUAGAAAGAGAAAACAUAUUGAAAUCAGAAGGAGAAAUAAAGAAGAAUUCUAGUGUUUUCCCUGUCAAAAUACCAUAUGAUGGAAAACUUUCGUUUCAUGCCGAUUCUGAAUUUUUAAAUUUGAAGUCAAAAUUGACAACAAUUGGACGUUAUAUUGAACUGGAAAAAGGUUGCAUGAAAAGACGUAAAAUCAAAAUGCUUUAUAAAAAAGACUUAAAUUGUGUCAUCUGUAGUGCUGUAUUCGAUCAUCAAGGUAACAUCAUUAUUGCUGACUACGCUCAUAAAAAAGUAUUUGCGUGCGAUUUGUCUUUGAAUUGCAAAUCUACAAUUUUGGUGCCUGGAAAACCAUGGGACAUAACGUGUAACAGAGCUGGUCUCAUAUUUGUUUCUUUGCCUUUCGAGAGAGAAGUUAUUGAACUUGAUAUAAAAAACGGCGUUGUUAAUAAACUAUUUUCAACAUCUGCUAACUGUAGGGGCUUGUGCUGGAUGAAUGAUAAAUUCUACAUCGCUAGUAGCAUCGGUCUUCAGAUAUAUUCUGAUGUCGGAGUAAAAGAAGAUGAAAUACAGAUGUUCAACACCUGGAUGUUAUCCGAAAAACAAGAUUUGGAUUGUAUUCUGUGCACGAAAAAUGAUGAACUGAUGGAAAUUUCGGUGCAUUCUAAGAAGAAGAAGACAUUAUUCGAACGAUUUGGUUCUGUAUUUCGUGGCAUUAGCACUGAUUAUGAAGGUAAUAUAUACACAGUUGGGAUGAGCAGUAGCAAACUUUACCAGUUGUCUUCAGAUGGAAAUUUAAUUCGAGAGUUGAAUUUGAAAGACUUUCAUUUGAAGGGCAAUCUUUGGAGUAUUCGACUAAGCGACAAAAACAAAUUUGUCAUCACGACUGAUGAAGGUUGUGUCGCUUUGUUUGAGAUGACUGAUGAUGUAUAA
Messenger RNA from Saccostrea cuccullata (small rock oyster), 1194 nucleotides. RefSeq lists its product as uncharacterized. Bases 1 to 1194 code for a protein of 397 amino acids. The transcript has a single exon. NCBI's taxonomy places the organism in Eukaryota, Metazoa, Mollusca, Bivalvia, Ostreida, Ostreidae. The record is from RefSeq and is a predicted model, not a curated record.